GUUGAGCAUGACACACAUUUGAGUGAGCGGUAGAGAUACGUUCAAUUUGUACCUUAAGCUUUUAGCAUUGCUUUCUGUCUUUGUCACCGGAUGACUGGACUAGACAGGACAAAAGGUGGGCUCGCUCAUGUGCGUGUAUGCAGGAAAGUGAGUGUGUGUGUGUGUGUGUGAGUGAGCUCUCUGUCAACACGUGGUUUCCAUGUCGAAAGCAACAGCUGCCAAGCUUGCUGUCCUCGUCUUCCUCACCUUCAUCAUUUGCCUGCCAGAGUUCUUUCCAUCCGACACAGAUCCAGUGUUGCAGAUCCCGUUUAACUGUUUGUCCUUCAACCCCUGUGACCCUAUGAGUGGGCAAGGUCCUAAGGAUGGGCAGAUUUGUCAGGAGUACAGGAAUACAAGUAGGAUUAAUGCCCUAUGUGAAGUGGAGACAAAAGAGAACAUGAUCAGCCAAGACAAAGUGGUGCAAGACUGGUUUGUGUGUGAGACUGAGGCUGACCUAUGGAGUCUCCAUGACAACGCCUCACUCUCAGAUCUAGACACGGUCUUGAUGCUACAGGUCACAAAUCAGACUCUCCAGAAUGUGACUAUGCAUGGUCAUUUCAACCAAAGUGGACUGCACAUAGACACCAGCCUGAACUUCACACUGUUAGGCUGUUGCGCCCAACCUCAAAGAGACUGCGCAUACCCAAACAAAGUCAAGGCAAGCCCAACCUCCCACAAACCAGUUACAAGACCUGGACUGUCCACAGUGCCAUCAUCAGGAGAAACAGACUCUACCUCUAAUCUCAAGUGUCAAUCAAACAGAAGCCAGUGCUUUUUUCGCUAUGUAGGAGGCAACGCUAUCAAAGCAUCUACUAAGGAAGUGAGGUGGUGGGGUUUUAGCAUCGCCGUGUGGAUGAUUCUGGUACUGAUCGUGAUCGUAGUGGUCAUGCUAAGUGUCUGGGUUCAGGUCUGCACAAGCAGACGCUGCUUUCACGCACAGUCAGCGCCAGUUCGAGUCGCUGCCCAUCGGCCUAAGAGCUUCUCCAAGCGAAGAGUUAAGUCUUUAGGUGAUUUGCCUGAUAUUUCUAUCCCAGUAUGGAGCGCAGAAGAUGAAGAGCUGUUCUUAGAGAAGACGCCAAAGGAUUACUCAAGAGGACUGUCCCCUAUUUUUGAGGUGUCUUUGACAGGUAUGAGUGCAUGA
This is a messenger RNA of Colossoma macropomum (tambaqui), 1180 nucleotides long. RefSeq lists its product as uncharacterized. The transcript is spliced from 8 exons. NCBI's taxonomy places the organism in Eukaryota, Metazoa, Chordata, Actinopteri, Characiformes, Serrasalmidae. Bases 200 to 1180 code for a protein of 326 amino acids. The record is from RefSeq and is a predicted model, not a curated record.